Messenger RNA from Aspergillus candidus, 364 nucleotides. RefSeq lists its product as uncharacterized. Lineage: Eukaryota; Fungi; Ascomycota; Eurotiomycetes; Eurotiales; Aspergillaceae. The record is from RefSeq and is a predicted model, not a curated record. The transcript has a single exon. The coding region runs from base 108 to 341 and encodes 77 amino acids.
AGCAUGCCCCAGCAUCAUCUAUUGCAGAUAUGGGAUAUGGAUUAGAAGGAUAGGAUGUCUGUGGAAUCAGUACAUGCUGUCGACCUUCAAAAGGGAGGAGGUAUGGCAUGAUACCAACAACCCAAGCUUGGGUGGUACAGCUGUCUGUCUGGUACGUCAGGCAUCUAUCGACGACUCUGGCGGUCUACAGCUCUCCGUCCAGUUUAGUGCUGUCCAUAGUGUCGCGUAGUAUGAGCUCGUACUCGCUGUCAGCGGGAAGGCGGCAGACCAGACGGGAUGCCUCAGGAGAGGAGUCAAGUUUGUCCUGUUUGUUCUGUGUAUAUCCCAUCUGCCAAUAUUAAGGAGGAGCGGUGAGCGGUGCAGC